AUGGAAUGGCCAAUUAAUAAACCAAUUUAUGAUAUUAAUAAAAGUUGGGAAGAUAAUUUAGAGAAUGGACCAUUCAUUGAAGGAUAUAAAAAAGUAGAUAGAAAUGAUAAUAAAGAUCCAAGUAAAUAUAUCGAUUUCUUAGGUCAAAAAUUAGCAAGUCCAAUUGGUGUACCAGCAGGACCAUUAUUAAAUAGUCAAUGGGUUAAAUUUGCAUUGGAAGCAGGAUUUGAUUUACCAACAUAUAAGACCAUUAGAAGUCACGAACAUUUUGGUCAUCCAGUACCAAAUGUUAUGUAUUUAGAUUUGGAAAGUGAGGAUAAACAAUUUACAAAAUCAGAUAGUGGUUCAACAUUACAUGCAACUCAAACCAUUCCAACCACAAUGGAUCAAUUAGCAAUUACCAAUUCAUUUGGUAUGCCAAGUAUGGGAAAAGAGUACCUCUAUAAGGAUAUAGCAUUGGCACAUAGUUAUUUAGGUUCAGGUCAAUCAAUGAUCGUAUCAAUUACAGGUACCGCAAGUAGUGCACAUGACUUUCUUCAAGAUUUUGUUGAUACAGUUCGUAUUGCAUGUGAUGCUGGUGCAAAAAUGGUUGAAGUAAAUUAUAGUUGUCCAAAUGUUGUCACUGGCGAGGGUCAAAUCUAUCAUAAUCCAGAUGCAGUCUAUGAAAUCUCUUCAACUUUGGUCAAAGAGUUAUCGAGUAAGAAUAUUCCACUCAUUAUUAAAGUUGGUGUUAUGGAUGACUUGGAAAAAAUGGAAAGAUUAUUCCAACAAGCUGAAAGAGCUGGCGUUGCCGCAAUUGCUGGUAUCAAUACUUUAUCAAUGAAAGUCACCGAUAAAAUCACUGGUGAACCAUCAUUGGGUGCUUCUCGUUUAACAAGUGGUGUUUGUGGUGCUCCAAUUCGUUCUGCUGCUUUAGAUUGGGUUUCAACAGCUUCUUCAAUCAUUAAGAAACAAAAUAGUAAAUUAAAACUUUUGGGUUGUGGUGGUAUUGUCAAACCUGAGCAUUUUGAUGACUUUUUAAAUUCUGGUGCUGAUAUUGCUAUGUCUGCAACUGGUUUAAUGUGGGAUCCAUAUAUUGCUAUGAAAUGGCAUAACAAUAAUAAAAAUAAUUAA
This is a messenger RNA of Dictyostelium discoideum AX4, 1113 nucleotides long. RefSeq names its product dihydroorotate oxidase (gene pyr4). Lineage: Eukaryota; Evosea; Eumycetozoa; Dictyosteliales; Dictyosteliaceae. The record is from RefSeq and is a predicted model, not a curated record. The transcript has a single exon. Bases 1 to 1113 code for a protein of 370 amino acids. Gene Ontology annotation, molecular function: dihydroorotate dehydrogenase activity; oxidoreductase activity, acting on the CH-CH group of donors. Gene Ontology annotation, biological process: 'de novo' UMP biosynthetic process. Gene Ontology annotation, cellular component: cytoplasm.